ACGGCUCCGAACAGACCUCAAAGAACCCGUGUUUCAAUGGCAGGCCCACUAAAAUUUACCGUGUUUUUUCGCCGCCGUGCAACACGGCCCUCCCUCCCCUCACGUGCUUGAGCACUUCGACGAUGGAUCUGGCCGCCUUCUCCUACCAAAAGUUUGUCCAGUUUGCUUUGGAAGAGAUCCAACCCCGGACAACUCUCAGCCCUCGUCCCUUCCAGGAGAACCUCAAAGAUUUGAGGGCGAAAGAUGGCAAUGCUACACUUCAUACACUGUCAUUUAAAGCUCCCAAGAUUAGGCAUCUGCGUAGUUUGUCAAUUGAAGGAAGUCCUGCAAUGCAAGUGCUCGAUUUUGCAGCAUUUCCUGAACCAAAAUUUGAUAUUCCGAUUUUUUGUGCCAACUUUUUUACAACCUCUGCUCUCAGUAUUAUUGUACUGGACCUUAACCCUUUGUAUGAUGUCACCCUCCAAAGUGAUUACAAGGAAAAGUUUUAUAGGGGCUUGAUGCCCCUUUAUCAGAAAUAUGCUGAGCUUUUGCCAUGGGGAGACAAGAUCACAAGUGAGUCCCUUAGAUUUUUUUCGCCCAUUGUCAUAUGGUCUAAGUUCAGUUUGAGCCCGGAGAAGCAUGAUGUCUUAUAUGCAGCAUUCAAGGACUAUUUUAAGGCAUGGCUUGUUUUGAUGGAACUGGCAGUGGAGGCGGUAGAUGAAUUGCAAACUGUUUGUAAUUGUGAAGCGCAGCAUAAAUACUUAACAUGGAGAGCAGGGAAGGAUCCAGGACAUCUAUUGUUGAAAAGGUUAAUUGGAGAGAAUCUGGCAAGGGAAAUGAUUAGGCAUUUUCUAUUUGAGGGCGUUGAUUCAUUGGGAACCAAGAGUUUCUUAGAUUAUUUCCCUGAAUACCAUUGCGAGGACGGUUCAAUAAACCAGAAGCGCAGCAUCAUUGGGAAGGCUUAUAAAACUCGCCCAUGGGAUGCUGGGGGAGAAUUCAUAGGUAGUAAGUCUACUUAACUACUACUGAUUCUUCUGUUGAAAAUUUUGAAUGGAAUGGCUUAUUUUUACUUUUUUUAUAUAUAUGUUAACGUAAAUUUCAAUGUUUAUGAAUCUUUAAUGAUAACUUAAGAACACAUUUUAA
This is a messenger RNA of Phalaenopsis equestris, 1122 nucleotides long. Its product is annotated as phytochromobilin:ferredoxin oxidoreductase, chloroplastic. The transcript has 8 exons. Bases 123 to 998 code for a protein of 291 amino acids. Gene Ontology annotation, biological process: phytochromobilin biosynthetic process. The record is from RefSeq and is a predicted model, not a curated record. Gene Ontology annotation, molecular function: cobalt ion binding; phytochromobilin:ferredoxin oxidoreductase activity. Lineage: Eukaryota; Viridiplantae; Streptophyta; Magnoliopsida; Asparagales; Orchidaceae.